AUGAUGAAGACGACUACCUGUUCGAAUGCGAUCCGCGCAACUGCAAGAUUGGGCCUUGCACCCCGACUACGACCUCUGCUACUCCAGCGAAGCUAUGCGACGCAGUAUGGUCUCGGAACAACCGCCUCGACAACUAGCUCGAAACGGAAGAAGGUCACGCCAUUCAACGACAAUGGUUCGGUUCCUUGGUCGCAGCUUUCUGGGGGAGAAAAGGCAGCGAGGGCGACUCAACAGACCUUCAACUUUGGGCUGAUUCUGGCUGGUAUCGCAGUGACGGGCGGAGUUGCGUAUGUUUUGUGGACGGAUGUCUUCUCUCCGGACAGCAAAACUGCUGUCUUUAACCGAGUCGUCGACAAGAUCAAGGCUGAUCAGAAGUGCAUCGAAAUGCUGGGAGAUUCGAAGAAGAUUGUUUGUCAUGGCGAGGAAACGUAUAACAAGUGGCGACGAGCUCGUCCGAUUGCCUCUACUAUCAACACGGAUUCGAGAGGUCAUGAGCAUAUGCUGAUGCACUUCCAUGUCGAGGGGCCACUCAACAGAGGCGUGGUUUACCUGCACAUGAUCAAGACGCCCAUCUCUGGCGAGUUUGAAUACAAGUACCUCUACGUUGAUGUCAGAGGGCACCAGCGACACUACCUCGAGAACGCAGACACGGCGACCGGUUCUGGAAAGAAAGGCGUCAGGUUCCUCGGCAUCAACUGGGGAUGA
This is a messenger RNA of Colletotrichum acutatum, 705 nucleotides long. RefSeq names its product TIM21-domain-containing protein. Lineage: Eukaryota; Fungi; Ascomycota; Sordariomycetes; Glomerellales; Glomerellaceae. The coding region runs from base 1 to 705 and encodes 234 amino acids. Gene Ontology annotation, cellular component: TIM23 mitochondrial import inner membrane translocase complex. The transcript has 3 exons. The record is from RefSeq and is a predicted model, not a curated record. Gene Ontology annotation, biological process: protein import into mitochondrial matrix.